Electrophorus electricus (electric eel) is the source of this 2896-nucleotide messenger RNA. RefSeq lists its product as uncharacterized. Lineage: Eukaryota; Metazoa; Chordata; Actinopteri; Gymnotiformes; Gymnotidae. The record is from RefSeq and is a predicted model, not a curated record.
AUGUGCAGGGCAGGAGGAACUCCAGGGCUGAAAUAAUCUACUGCCAAUUAAGUGGUGGCCCCAGCUAUCGCCAGAUCAGUGGAAAUAAAGCACUAUAGUAGCCUGCUGAUGACUGUUAACUGUUAAACGUGGAACUAAAGCAGUGUACUACUGUCACGAAGAAGCAAGAAGCAAUGAACUUCCAAAUUGCAAAGAUCAGUCAAAGCCUCACCACAGCUGAGCAGAUGAGGAGCCAAACAAACCUUGUGAUGCAGCCCUAUGCCAACUGGGAGCAGUACCUGACUCCUGCACCACUCUCUAUAGCCAUCAUGGGACAGCUUGUCUUCAUCUCUAAACAAACUGAUUUCUCCAUCAACAAAAAUCCACCCAAGGGAGGAUACAAGUACAUCAAGUACCCAGAGUCCUUUCGUGCCUGCCUCAUGCAAGUGUGUAACUCCGGCUGGUGGGCAUUCAAUGAAGCCCAUAAGAACAUGGACCAGAUUCGACUCCACACCCUCACUGUCCCAGAUUAUAUGAAGAAUGCUGUGAAGAUUCUGUUCCAAGGUGAUGAUGAGAUUGUUCAAGCCCACCUGCCUGACCAGCUGGAGAACAUUCGUGUUGUUGCAGAUGAUUGCCUUGUUUUGUCUUCUGCAACAGAAAAAUAUUUCACUGAUGUCAUCAACAUUAUCCAAGAGUUGCUGGAAGCAUGUAUAAAUGCUGAGAAAUGUUAUGGAGAUGACAUUGAAGCAAUAAAGAAGAAACUGGAAGAGAACAAACUGAGAAAAGCAUCAUCAGAUGAAGCUGUUAAACGCUCUGGGAAAGCAGUGAAAGCCAUAGAAGAACAACUCAAUGAAGCACAUGAGAGUUACAAAAAAGCAAUGGAUUCACUUCCCAGUGGAUGGGAUAUGAUGGGUAUGGAUUUUGUUGGAGCUGUGACUGAAAAUGUUACAGGUCUGUUGAAUGGAAUGACAGCUCUCAUAAAUUGCAAAGUGGACAAAAUAUAUAAUGCUACAAAAGAGAGAGAUGAAACAUUGAAUUGCAUAAAAGGUAAGGACAGGACUGCAGAUGUAAUCGAUGAAAUAAACAUCUACAGCAAGUCUGCAGAAAUCCUGAAAUGUGCAGAGAUGAUUCAGCAGUUCGUGCAGGAGGACAUCAUACAAUGGAACGACUUGUAUGAUCAGAAGAAUGAAUCUACCAAAUCAGAUUUCUCAUCAGAUCAAUGGAAAAGAAUCAAUGAGAGUUUAGAAAAAUUCUCACAGUGCAAAGCAAAGAAGGAUGCCCAAAAGAUAUGUAAACAAGGCAUCAACAUCUGCAACCAACUGGGAAGAUAUGCACCAGAUGGGAAAUGUGAGGAAGCCAACACAAAGGAGCUGACUGAAGAAAUCAGAAAACUGAUUGAAUCAGCCCGCAAAUUUGACAGCAAAAGCAAAGGUGUUACACAUUCUCCUGCCCUGGUGCCAAAACCACCCAUGAUGUUUAAGGAAGAAAGUAAAUCUGAAAAACAAACUGCUUCACAGAGAGCUACAGAGAAUGCUCGGUUCCGCAUAGAGGUGAGCAGAGCUCAGCUAGACAAGACCAGAGAAAUCUAUGAGAAGAGUGUAGAGAACAUGGAGAAGAACCAAAAGGAACUGACUGAAAUCCUGAUUGCCAUGAGGAACUGUGAAGUUAAAGAGAUAGACUUUAACACCACUAUCAAGAUGCUGGUGAAGGGUAUGGAUGCCAUGGGCAGAGUGAAGGAACAGUGGGAGAAGAUGGUCCACUUCUUUCAGAUGGUCUCCAACAUUGUGAAAACCAGCCUGACCAGCACUCUUAAACACUUUAUCUCUACAUCUGAGAAGACCCAGUCACUUUCAUAUAAUGCAAAGCUCUUCUCCAAAGACCUACUCUACAAACAAGCCUUUCAAGCCACUAACAUCGCUGGUCUGGUCAACAUGAUCUCAACAACUUACACUGAGGUGUCUGGAAAUCACCUCAUGGAUCGGAUCAGCUCACUGGGAAAACUUAUGGCCAUGGACAAGAAAAAGCCAGAGUUUGAACAGGAACAUCACCAGUUACAGAACAAUUGUGAUGCAGCUCAAAAAGCCAUUUUACAACUAGUUCAAAAGAACAAGGAUGAGUUUGAAAGGAAGACUCACUCAAGACUGGAGAAGAUUGAUAAAGAGCUGCUUGCAAUUCUCCCCUCAGCUGCCCCCGAAAAGAUGAAGAGCAUUCAAGCUGCUGUCAAAAGUGGAUUCGAAGAGGAAGAGGCAGAAGGCUACAUCUAAACAGAGGAGCAAAAUUUAUAUUUACCUACUAUCAGGUUAUCAGAUCUAUCAGAUUACUAUCAGAUCAAAACCAAACCAUACAAAGGCAUAAUGAUUUGAUGUAGCAUGCUUUGCCUGCAGCUAACAUGUUUCAAAACUUAAUUCCUAAUUCAUUGUUUAUGCUGCUUUCUCCCAUAUUACAAUAAAAUAUAUUCUUGUUUUCAAUGGUGAUUUGAAGGUUUCACUCUCCCAGUGUUGUAAUACACACUAAAGCAGCUCAAGAAAAGCAUGUGGCCCUCUUGUUUGUUUUAUUUUGCGAUUGUUUCUGAUUCUGUUUUGCAUUACAUUUUAUUUUGUGAUUGUUUUCUGCACAUUAUAGCUCUUUGAAAGAAGCACCAAGGUGAGGAGGUGAUAACAAGGUGAUGAGGUGUUAACGAGAUGAGGAGGUGAUAGAGAUGAGGAAGUGAUGAACUCUGAGCUGAGACCUCCCAGACAUCAUCUCCCGCCACCUCAUCUCUCCCCAUCCAUUAUCUUAUUCUCCUGUCUCUUAAUUUUGAUCACACUCCAGUGUUCUUGUACUGCCUGCCUGUUGUUAGACUAGCACACUUUUUCUGGCUAAGAAGAAAAAGAUCUUAAGUUUCUACAUGUACACAAUUAAACUUUGAGUAGCUGAG